GGUAGGAUAUAGAAAUUCAACAACUUACGAUUUAUAUUACAUCCUAUUCUACUGUCGUUGCUGCAAACAACACUUGAAAUUGAUAACAUCUAGAUACAUUUGAAUUGAUCAACAGUUUUCAACCAUUGAUGAAACUUGGAUUGAAACUGUUAACAUGAGGUGUCUAAAAUGUUUGAUUUUGUUUGUUUUCCCAUUCGUGGUGGAACCAUUGUCACUGAAGCAUGUCAACGAAGAAUGGCAGCUUUUCAAGCUAAAAUUCAACAGAACUUACACAUGUCCUAGAGAUGAAGCAUACCGGUAUUCCGUAUUUGCCGACAAUCUUCAGACGAUACAGUUACACAACAUGGCGGCCGACAAAGGAGAAUCUACCUACUGGAUGGGAAUAAAUAAUUUCGCCGAUCUGACGGACAAAGAAUUCGAGGAGCGUUAUACCGGAUUGAAGAUAAGACCUGAAAUGAUAAAGCGAACACAAAAGAAGUUUGUCGGCAAAAAGAACUUCAAUUUGACGAGGCCACCAAAGGAAAUGGACUGGCGAAAAUUAGGAUGUGUGACCAAAAUAAAAUUUCAGGGCUUAUGUGGAAGUUGUUAUGCUUUUGCGGCGACAGGAGCGUUAGAAGGUCAAACUUGCAGAAAGAAAGGAAAACUUGUGUCUCUGUCAGAACAGAACAUAAUAGACUGUACAAGCAACCCAAUGUUUUUGAAUGAUGGAUGUACUGGUGGUCAAGCGGAGAAUUCCUAUCAGUACGUAAUAGACAAUGGUGGUAUUGAUACGGAAUCUUCAUACCCAUACACAGGAAAGGUUGGAAAGUGUAAGUUCAGUAAAGAAAAUAUUGGUGCAACUGUGGAGGAUUAUAUUGAUAUACCAUUCAAAAACGAGCUGCGGCUACAGAACGUUGUGGCAAACCUUGGACCGGCGUCAGUCUGUAUUGACACAAGAGGGGCUAAACACUACCGAUACGGAAUAUAUGACGGCGUCAGUAAAAUAGAUCUGAGCAUGUGUAGUGAAAUGAAAGUCAACCAUGCAAUGACGGCUAUUGGCUAUGGCAGGUCAAAUACUGGUAUGGAUUUUUGGAUAUUAAAGAACAGCUGGGGUGAAGAUUGGGGAGAGAAAGGCUAUAUGAGAUUGAUCAGAAACCAUGGCAACAGGUGUGGAAUUACAACUAUGGCGAGCUAUCCAGUAGUGUAAAUGACAUGUUGUGUAAAUAUAUAGACAUGCGCCGGACAUAUAAUAUAAAUGGCGACGCGCGAAAAUUUGAAGGCUCAUUUUAAAUUUGCCUCAGACGAGAUGUUUGACACUUAUCAAAGACUAUGUUAUGAUGAUACUUUGGAAAUAUUUGGUAUAAGAAUACAUUUUUAGCAGAAUUUGUGCAUAGAUGCUUUUCACAUAGCAAUUUUUAUUUUAAUCUCCUCUGGUCGGCCUAUUGAGGGUCAUUCCCAAUAUACUAUUAACCUAAACUGGGACAUAACAUAUCUUAAGUCCCAAUUCUAACAUCUUUAUAAAAAAUGAUAAAUAUCUUUUACAUAUUGGUGCUGCAAUAAUAUUUUCCUUCAUAUAUAAAAGAAUUUGAUAAUUCAUCUAAAUCAGGUGUUUUUAUCAUAUAUUGGCAAUUAAGAUUGACCCCCAAAAUGGCCACCACUUUUGGAAAGGGCGGUAAAUAUUGUAAAACAAUUACCUAUCUAUAAUUGAACUAUAAUAGUCAAUUGUCUAUGUUAUUACUGUUUUUCCAUUCUUUUCUAUUUCAUAGAAUACAAUAAACGCAUAUUAUUCUUAG
Molecule: messenger RNA, 1772 nt
Organism: Ruditapes philippinarum (Manila clam)
Lineage: Eukaryota; Metazoa; Mollusca; Bivalvia; Venerida; Veneridae
Product: procathepsin L-like
Exons: 9
Coding region: 155-1186 (343 amino acids)
Cellular component (GO): lysosome
Molecular function (GO): cysteine-type endopeptidase activity
Source: RefSeq, a predicted model, not a curated record